ACUCUUUUAAUUGUGCUAUAUUUCACAGUAUAUUCAUCAAUUACACUUUCACUGUUCCCGCAAAGCCAAGCGAAUAUAUGGCUAUUUGAAGACACUGUUUUAAUUACUGGAAAAUUAGCUGAUGCCAAAUCUCAACCAAGUGUUCAGUUUUCAAAAGCCUUAAUUCAACUGCCAGACAACCAUCACAUUAGCAAUGUUACAGGCUAUCUUACAGUUCUACAACAGUUUUUGAAAGUGGACAAUUUUCUGUAUACAUCUGGAAUUACUCUUAAUAAAUCAGGUUUUGAAAGUAUUGAAUUGACUCCUCUUGCUGCAAUAUGUGUGAAGAUAUAUUCUGGAGGAAAAGAAUUGAAGGUGGAUGGGUCUAUUCAAGUUUCUCUCCCCCUUCUACAUACAAAUGAUAUGAGUGCAGGGGAUCACAUACCUGCCUGGACAUUUGAUAUGAACACAGGUACUUGGAUAAAUCAUGGCCGGGGAAUGGUCAAGGAAUAUAAUAAUCAUUUAAUCUGGACAUACAACGCACCACAUUUGGGCUACUGGAUAGCAGCUCCUCUUCCAGGAACUAGAGGUUCAGGUAUAAAUGGAGACCCAAAGGACAUCACUGCCUACCACACAGUGUUUCUCACAGCCAUAUUAGGAGGAACAAUAGUCAUUGUCAUUGGAUUUUUUGCUGUGCUGCUUUGUUACUGCAGGGAUAAGUGUGGUGCUCCACAGAAACGAGAAAGAAAUAUCACUAAACUUGAGGUCCUCAAGAGAGACCAGACAACUUCAACAACACACAUCAAUCACAUCAGCUCAGUCAAAGUUGCGCUGAAAGCUGAGGACAAGUCACAGUUAUUCAAUGCCAAAAACUCCUCUUACAGCCCGCAGAAAAGGGAACCAUCAAAGGCAGAAGCAGAAGAAAGAGUUUCUAUGGUAAAAACUCGGGAUAAUUUUAAAAUCUACAGUGAAGAUGUUUCAUUUCUGUCGGCCAGUCAAAAUAAUUACUCAAGAAACCCAACACAGUCUUUGGAGUCCAGCGUAGGGUCCAAGCAGCCUAAACAUAUGAGCAACAAUCUAUCUUCCCUAGGUGAGGCUCAAGAAGAAGAGAGGUAUCUCACAGGCAGUGAAGAGGUGUACGGGCGUUCCCACAUUCCUGAACAGCUGAUGCAUAUCUACAGCCAGCCUAUUGCCAUCCUUCAGACAUCUGACCUUUUCUCCACUCCAGAGCAGUUACAUGCUGCCAAGUCAGCCACUUUGCCAAGAAAGGGUCAGUUAGUCUAUGGCCCGUUGAUGGAACCGGUUAAUAGAGAGAACUUUACACAGACCUUGCCCAAAAUGCCAGCACAUUCUCAUACACAGCCUCCAGAUGCCAGGGAAGAGAAUGUCCCCCUUGAAGGCCAACAGAGCUUGCCAUCCCAAACUUCAGACUGGAGCCGGUAUUCAAACAGCUUAUUAGAAUCUGUUUCUGUUCCCGGAACACUAAACGAAGCUGUUGUAAUGACUCCCUUUUCAUCAGAGCUCCAAGGAAUUUCAGAACAGACCCUCCUGGAGCUGUCCAAAGGAAAGCCCUCCCCUCACCCCAGAGCCUGGUUCGUGUCUCUUGAUGGAAAGCCAGUCGCACAAGUGAGGCAUUCCUUCAUAGACCUGAAAAAGGGCAAGAGAACCCAGAGCAAUGACACCAGUCUGGACUCCGGGGUGGACAUGAAUGAGCAUCACUCAAGUAGAAAACUCGAGAGGGAGAAAACGUUCAUCAAAAGCAUGCAUCAGCCUAAGAUUCUUUACUUAGAAGAUUUAGACCUGAGCAGUAGUGAGAGCGGAACCACGGUCUGCUCGCCCGAGGACCCCGCUUUGAGGCACAUUCUGGAUGGAGGGAGUGGAGCUAUCAUGGAGCACCCUAGGGAAGAGUCCCCAGGAAGGAGAAGCACUGGUGAAGAUUUUGAAGCCAAUACGUCCCCCACUAAAAAAAGGGGCCGACCACCACUAGCCAAAAGAGAUAGCAAAACUAAUAUCUGGAAGAAGCGAGAGGAACGCCCACUGAUUCCCAUAAAUUAACAGCAAGGAUGGUUGUGUCUCUGCUCCCUUGCACUGUUCAUUCUUGCUGCUUGUUGUAAAUUGCAGUAUGAACUUCUUCAGAAGGUGAGACUGAGUGAUCUAAUGGUCCCUGGACAUGUCUCAAGCAGAGUAAAUAGUAAAAUGGUAAUUCAGUAAUGAGAGAGAAAGAUACUAAGGAAUGCUUUUUCUGACGUACUCUUUUCAUUUGUUUUUGGGUGCUGAAUUUGAAGUAUCCAGGAGUUCAAAAUGUCAAAUAGCUUCAAGAUGCUAGUCAUCUGAAAAUGUUGCUCAGUCAGCCGACUCAGCCCUGACUCUUAAGAAUAACAUUGUGUAAUGCACACUCUCCUAAAGUUUCUUCCAUUUAAAACCGUAGCCUCUGCUUUGAUGAGUACCACCCUGUGAAACAUUUAGAAAUGAAACUGUAUUCUUCAGGCAUCAUAUUCUUGUGAUAGUACUAAUAUGUUCUCCACUGCCUAUUCUUGAAAAUAACUUGAUAAAUGUUCUGGAUUGAUGUAAUUCUAGAGUUUAAAAACCAAACAACUUUUUUUUUCUUGCUAUGAACAGCAUGCAUAGUGUACCAGCCCCAAAGUAAAUCCCCUAUUCAUAUAAGAUGGGCAAGAAGCUACUUGGUUGUUAGAGAGGGAGAAUCCAGAAAUUUUGUUGUUUUUGGAUAUAACUUCAUAGAAUAAAUGGUAAGGUGAUAAUUUAUGAUUUGGAAAUCUGAGAAAUGAAUACUCUGAUAUUAAAUUUUUACUUAAAAUUUUCUCUUUCCCUUCCUCAAAAGUAAAGUGAGCUUAGCUGUCAAGGAAAACUUUACACUGAUCUGGGCCGUGACUGGUGUGGCUUAGUGUGUUGGGCAUUGUCCUGCAGGACUGAAAGAAAGGUCACUGGUUUGAUUCCCCAUCAGGCACAUGCCUGGGUUGCAGGCCAGGUCCUUGAUUGAGGGUGUGUGAGAGGCAAGUAAUCGAUGUUUCUCUGUCUCUUUCUCCCUCUCUUCCUCUCUCUCUAAGAAUAAAUAAAUAAAAUCUAAAAAAAAAAAACCCAAACCAAAAAACUUUACACCAUGUAAUCUGGAAAAUAAAACAAUAGAAACACUGGUCUUUAGUUUAACAUUCACUGAUACAUGUAAACUAAAAUUAUUUUUAAGACAUGUCUUCUAUUUUUAAAAAAAUUCUGACAUUGAAAUGCUAUUAAACUUGAUUUAAAACCAGGUAGUUGCUUAUGAACAUUAAAAAAUAAUAUCUGGAGCUAAAGGAAAUACACAUUUCAGUCUUUUCUUAAAUAUUGAGCUAAGGAAGAAAUGCCAUUUCCCUGAGACUCAAAUAUACCUUUAGGAUAUUAGGUACCUAUAUAGAUUUUUUUCUGUUAACACUCAUAAAAGAUGUUUGAGAAAAACAGUUUCAAUUUUAUGGGAAAAGUAAAAGUUUUUUCUUAAAUUACUUACAGCCUAGCAACAUUCCUCCCUCCCCCCAGUUUUGGAAGUAAUAUAUCCCUAUUUUCAUCAUAGCAAAUAAUUCAGUGUGAACACAUUCAACAGCUGCUUUUAAUUAUAAGUGUCUUCAACUCUGAAUUAUUAUUCAUAUGUCCUAAAAAUAAAUCUCUUUGUUAAUUAAAAUCAAUUCACCCCAUUUUUCUUAAAACCCAUGAAGGCACAUGUCUGAAGCAGAUUCCCCUUCCCCUUGGGGGGGAAUGGAAUAAAACUGCUUUAUUUCUCAUCCCCUACUAAUCAACAUGAGAGCAACAUAAAGACCCCAAGGCACGUAAGUUGAAAGAACCAAAAUUAGCCACAUUAGCUUUAGUCAAGUUAUAAAGUGAUGUACAAUGAAAGACUACGGUCUUUUUCUCCAGGUAAUAGACUUCAGCCAAUGUUUUUCCUGUAACCACUUCUGAAGCAUCUAAUGUGUCAGAUGAUACUGCUACCUUUCUGUAUUAACUCGAAGCACUUAAAGACCAAGGUGAAAAAAGUUUGUUUUGUUUUACCCCAAUCCAUAGAAGAUAUAGAAGUUUUAGUAAUAACUUGGUUUACAUUAAUUUUUGUGGGGCAUAGUGAUAAGGCUCAAAAUUAGAGGAAGCUUCUUAAUUGGUCUUGUACAGAAAGAUGCAUUAAAAGCAGCAUAAAUGAAAUGUCUUGGAAAAGGUUAAGGAGUUAGUGCUCUGCUGAAGUGCCUUUGAUACAGACUUGCUUUAUUAGAAGGAUAUGAUAACAUCUUUCUUAAAUGUACAUUUUUUUGUUAGCCAAAUUAAGCAGAUGUGCAGUUUCUGUUAAAAAUAUAUAGACCUGGUGUUUCACAUUGGAAUAAUGAAUUUUGCAUGCAAGUAGCAUUUAUCUCUUUUCUUGUGUAUUUAAUUCCUUUUUGAAUCCAGUUUAUGUUGACACAUGGUGAAAUGUUGUGCUACUUCAAUAUUUUAAAUGUAUAUUUCUCCCACCCCUCCGUAAAAAUGUUUUAUCUCUUGGCUUAGUAAUGGAACACACAGGUUUCUGUAAGGGUAUACCAUUCAGGUAUACCCUGAAUGAAUGCCACUUAUUCAUUCCUGUGUAAAGGAAAUGAGGAGAUGUAUCCCCAAGGGCUUUUAUAGAAGUACAUUUUUUUGGUUUCAGAAUAAAACCUUAUUUUUUUAUGCACUGCACAUUCUGUUCUCAAUUGGGAAGUAUAGGCAAUAUAUCUUUUCUAAUGAUUAAAAAUGUGUAACUUCUCAUUUGUGAGUAGUUCACAAAUUUCCUGUUAAAAAGCUGAAGCCAUCUACUUUUUCUUAACCCAAGUGAUAAUAAAACUACAAUAUUUACAACUUUCUUAAUUUUUUAAAUUGAAAACCAACCCAGGUUUUUUGCAAAUAUACACCUAGAAAAUUUUGGUCACAAAUUGUUAACAUUUGUGGAUCCUUUGUAUAUAUUUUGCAUAUAUCUUAAAAGCAAAAUUAUCCCUCAAUUAACUGAUGGAUUCAUUUACUAAAGCACAGCUAUAUGUAUUUUUGAAUACAUAUUAAGAUCCUGAGACUUUAUAAAAUCAGUUUUUAUGACAUUUGGGCAGUAGUAUAGGGAUCGCCCCUUUUAAAACACACAGUGAAGGUGACACAUGUGGAGGAAGAAAAGCACUUCCUUGCUUUGGUAGUCGUUUUCAGGCCACUUCCUCUGUAUCUGAGCCCUCUGGUAUCGGCACAUAGUGUAGAGCUUUAGGUAUCUGUGGGUCAAAGAAUAUCCCUCAAAACCUCCCAGAAAGGUGAAGCUCAAACUUACAUAGUCUUUUGUAGGGAAUGAGUUACUUCCCAUGUACUGGCUUGGUAAAGAAUUUGACUGUGUUAAUUUUUAUCUCAGAUGUAGAGUUGACAUUUUGCCCUCUGUUUCCAAGUGUUUCUAUCUUUUGUAUUCUUUCCUCAGAGGAAUCUCACAUUUCAGUGUAUAUUUAUUGCCAUUACUACUAUAUUUACUGCUGGAAACUGUAACAAUUUGAAGAUUUGUAAAAUGUUAAACAUAGUUCAUUAAAGAUAAUAAAAAUAAAUCUAAAAAUGUA
This is a messenger RNA of Phyllostomus discolor (pale spear-nosed bat), 5543 nucleotides long. Its product is annotated as protein FAM171B. The record is from RefSeq and is a predicted model, not a curated record. The annotation marks the transcript as partial. The transcript is spliced from 6 exons. NCBI's taxonomy places the organism in Eukaryota, Metazoa, Chordata, Mammalia, Chiroptera, Phyllostomidae.